UCUCCUACACCCAUCUGCUCACCCGCGCUGUCACACUCAGCCUCUCAGGCCCACCUUGAACAUUCACCAUCACGCACACCCUGGCACACCCCUUUCACCCCCAGCUUCUGCCACCUCUCCCUGGGCAAUAUUGCCAGCUAUUCCCUACCCCAACUCACCCAUGUCCCUGGGGUCAUUGAAAUUCCAGGCAGUGGGCGAAGUGGACGAGAAAGAGGAGAGCCUGGACUCUGUGAAGGCACUAACGGCGAAGCUGCAGCUGCAGACACGGAGGCCCUCCUACCUGGAGUGGACGGCCCGGGUCCAGAGCCAGGCCUGGCACAGGGCCCAAGCCGGGCCUGGGCCGGGGGGAUCUGGGGCCAUCUGCGGCUUUGACUCAAUGGACUCCGCUCUUGAGUGGCUCCGUCGGGAGCUGAGGGAGAUGCAGGCUCAGGACCGGCAGCUGGCGGGGCAGCUACUGCGGCUGCGGGCUCAGCUGCACCGGCUGAAGGUGGACCAGGCCUGUCACCUGCACCAGGAGCUGCUGGACGAGGCCGAGCUGGAGCUGGAGCUGGAGCCAGGGGCCUGCCUUGCCCUGGCCCCCCUGCUGCGGCACCUCGGCCUCACGCGCAUGAACAUCAGCGCCCGUCGCUUCACCCUCUGCUGAGGGCCGAGCGCUAGGAAGGGAGAAGGGAGGGGGUGCCCCAGAGGCCCCAGCACCUGGCAGAGGGUGGGGGUGAGGAAGGGGCACCCCCUACCCCGCCCCCCGCCCCAGCUGGGGAUGGGGAGAAGGGAUGAUGCUCACAGAUGCACACACACACCCCACCAGGCUCCUCAAUAAACAC
This is a messenger RNA of Choloepus didactylus (southern two-toed sloth), 821 nucleotides long. RefSeq names its product family with sequence similarity 167 member B (gene FAM167B). The record is from RefSeq and is a predicted model, not a curated record. NCBI's taxonomy places the organism in Eukaryota, Metazoa, Chordata, Mammalia, Pilosa, Megalonychidae. The transcript has 2 exons. The coding region runs from base 161 to 643 and encodes 160 amino acids.